AUGUCUGACGACGAAGAUGAUUUCAUGCAAGACUCGGAUCAGGAGCAAUAUGACUUUGAAUAUGAAGAUGACGAAGAGGAGGAGACUGGCGAUGUCGGUAUCGAAAACAAAUAUUACAACGCCAAACAGAUGAAAGCAGAGAAUCCAGAUGAAGCAGUGGAGGAAUUCCUAGGUUUGCCUGAUAUGGAGGACGAGAAGGGAGACUGGGGUUUCAAAGGAUUAAAGCAAGCCACCAAGCUUGAGUUCAAGCUUGGUAAAUACAACGAUGCAGUCAAACACUACACAGAGCUUCUGACAUAUGUGAAGUCCGCUGUGACUCGAAAUUAUGCCGAAAAGUCUAUCAACAAUAUGCUCGAUUUCAUUGAGAAAGGCGCGGAUGACGAAAAGGCCUACCAGUGUAUGGAGAAAUUCUAUUCCAAAACCCUCGAUUCAUUUCACAGCACCAAUAACGAGCGGUUAUGGCUCAAGACUAACAUAAAACUCUCAAGGCUGUGGCUAGACAGGAAGCAGUACGCUCAGCUGAUUAAAAAAGUCCGCGAAUUGCAUUCAGCUUGUCAAAAAGAGGACGGAACGGUCGACCCUAGCAAAGGAACAUACGCGCUCGAGAUUUACGCUCUAGAAAUCCAGAUGUAUGCGGACACAAAAAACAACAAGCGACUGAAAGCGCUCUAUCAGAGAGCGCUAAAAGUUAAAUCUGCCGUUCCGCAUCCCAAAGUGAUGGGUAUCAUCCGAGAAUGUGGCGGCAAGAUGCACAUGAGUGAAGAAAAUUGGAAAGAAGCUCAGAUUGACUUUUUUGAGUCAUUUCGCAAUUAUGACGAGGCCGGGUCGCUGCAGCGAAUCCAGAUUUUAAAGUACCUGGUACUAACGACCAUGCUGAUGAAAUCUGAUAUCAACCCAUUCGAGUCACAAGAGACUAAACCGUAUAAAAAUGAUCCACGAAUAUCGGUUAUGACAGAUCUAGUCGAUGCUUAUCAACGAAAUGAGAUCCAGACCUACGAAGCUAUUCUUCAGAAGAAUAAAGAUCUCCUCGAGGAUCCAUUCAUAGCUGAGAAUAUUGAUGAAGUCACGCGUAGUCUUCGUACGAAUGGGGUACUUAGGCUAGUCGCGCCAUAUACUCGGUUCAGUCUUGAUUUCAUCGCGAAGCGACUUCAGAUCUCAGUUGCAGAAGUUCAAGAUAUCGUUGGGUACUUGAUCGUAGACAAGAAGCUAGAUGGCAGAAUCGACCAAGAAAAAGGCAUUGUGGAGAUCAACAACCAAUCAGAUGCUCAGCGCACGCAAGCUUUGGAAAAUUGGACCAACGCGGUUGACAAGUUAUGGAAAGCCGUCCUCCUCGAAGGUGACGGCUUCAGGGCUGACGAAUCGCAAUCUUGGGGAGGAGGCGGAGGGUCAGGCAUGCCCGCCAUGCUAAACACGAGUGGAAGGGGAGACGGAGGAUUCGGUUACAGCAAGGCUAAGAUGAGUGGGAAAAAGACUCAGGGUGUUGCUGGAUCGAGGUUUCGCUUUGACACCAAAGCAUGA
This is a messenger RNA of Bacidia gigantensis, 1518 nucleotides long. RefSeq lists its product as uncharacterized. The transcript has 4 exons. Gene Ontology annotation, cellular component: COP9 signalosome. Gene Ontology annotation, biological process: protein deneddylation. Bases 1 to 1518 code for a protein of 505 amino acids. NCBI's taxonomy places the organism in Eukaryota, Fungi, Ascomycota, Lecanoromycetes, Lecanorales, Ramalinaceae. The record is from RefSeq and is a predicted model, not a curated record.